Molecule: messenger RNA, 1825 nt
Organism: Microplitis mediator
Lineage: Eukaryota; Metazoa; Arthropoda; Insecta; Hymenoptera; Braconidae
Product: A disintegrin and metalloproteinase with thrombospondin motifs like
Exons: 14
Coding region: 81-1757 (558 amino acids)
Biological process (GO): proteolysis
Molecular function (GO): metalloendopeptidase activity
Source: RefSeq, a predicted model, not a curated record
AUAAAUAUCAAUAAAUAAUUUGUCUUCCCUGCAUUAUAAAACAAAAUAAAAAUUUAAACGCAAGACAAUUUCAUUUCAAAAUGAAUCGUCUUGCGGUACUCUUGUUCUCUGUAUUACAAUUUAAUUUUGUUAAAUCGAAUCAGCUUCAUGAGUUAAUGACCGACGAUGAAAUUCAAUCGAUUUUUCAAACCGAUCGCGAUAGUGUUCCCGAGUAUGAAACAGUACCGAUAUUACAUUCAAUGAAUAAAAAAAAUAUAAAAUAUCCCGAAGUAUUUUUCCAUGCGUUUGGUGAUGACAUAUCGUUAUAUUUGUGGCCUGCUGAGGGAUUAUUAUUCGGAAAACAUACACCUGUUUAUACAGUACAAAGUGAUAAAUGGUCGCCACAAGGCGUACGUUACACAGAGUACGAUGAAUAUGGAAUUUAUUAUGCUUAUCGAGAUGAAAAUAAUAAUGCAGCGAUAAUUGUACGCGAUGGAAUGUAUAAAAAAUAUAAAUUUGACGGAACUUUUAACAAAAAUUAUGUAAUUCGAUCACUCUCAUCUCGAAUUAUAGAAAACAUAAUAACAAAAAAUGCUUCAUACUACAAUCAAAAAUUAUUUCCAAAGCCUCAUAAGGGAGGUUCAUUUUUUCUAACAAAUCACCACGUGAUAUUUCAAAUGAACGAGACGAAUGUCAAGUUAAAAAAUCCCCGAAAUAUCAUAUUCCCAGAUAAUCCACCAGCGAGUAACAAAUAUAUGGACAUCAAUAAUAAAACUGAUAGAAAAAAUAAUACCAAAGACGUAAUAUAUCCCGAAAUUCUUUUGAUUCUGGACUACGACACAUUCAAAUCAUUUGGAUCAGAUAUAUCUGAAACUCUAGUAUAUCUGGCGGCAUUUUGGCACGGAGUUGAUUUGCGUUACAGACAACUAUCAGAUCCUCAAAUAAAUAUAAAUCUCGCGGCAAUAAUAAUUGCAUUGGAUAAAGACGCAACACCGUACUUGGAUAAAUUCCGUGUUGAUGAUAAUGCAAUAAAUGUCAAAGCUAUGAAAAGUAUGGGACAGUAUUUAUACAAUGAAACGAGAUUUAGAAAAAGUAGUUACGAUAUCGCGGUCUUGAUGACUAAACUACAAGUAUGUGAGUGGCCACUACUGCCAAGUGAUAAUUCAAAAUGCGUCCCACUGAGAGGUAUAAGUAAUUUUGGAUCUGCGUGUGUAUGGAAUAAAGGAACCAAAGCUUUAGAAGCAGUAGCACUCGUACACGAUGAAGGAUUCAAUGGAAUAGCAACUGCUGCCCAUGAAUUAGCUCACAUACUAGGAGUGCCACAUGAUGGGUCAGCAUCAGCCCACUACAUCGGAGGUCCAGGUGCAACUAAAUGCAAAUGGGAAGAUGGGUAUUUAAUGAGUAGCGAUCGGUUUGAUAGAAAAGCCUUCCGAUGGUCUGAUUGUACUAUAGAAUGUUUUAAAUUUUACUUACAGCUACCGAUGGCACGCUGCCUUUAUAAUAAACCGACAAUAAAUAGGGAACUACCAGCAAUUUUACCCGGGACUUUGAUGUCAUUAGACGAACAAUGUUAUCAUGCAGGAGCUCUUGAUGCUUGUUAUCAUGAUGAGCGCGCGUGUGUUUUGCUUUAUUGCACGAGAAAAAAUGCAACCGAUCAAUGUGUCGCAACAGCACCAGCUGCUGAAGGAUCAACAUGUGGAAAUGAAAAGAUAUGUAUCCAAGGACGGUGCAUCAACAAAAGACAAUGGCGAACUUUUAGUAGAAAUUUAAUGGAUUAAAAAAAAAAUAAAAAUAAAAAUGUUUUAAGGAAAUAAAUGAUUAGUGAUAUAAAUAAAAGUAUUUUAUA